Molecule: messenger RNA, 678 nt
Organism: Anopheles maculipalpis
Lineage: Eukaryota; Metazoa; Arthropoda; Insecta; Diptera; Culicidae
Product: protein G12-like
Exons: 3
Coding region: 1-678 (225 amino acids)
Source: RefSeq, a predicted model, not a curated record
AUGAUGAAGUUGAGUUUCUUAGUUCUGGUGAUAAUUUAUAUUUCACAGAAUGUUUUAACAGAACAUUCAACCCGUUUGUCGAGGGAUAUAGAAGAUUUUGUCAAUUUGUUAGAUCUAGCCCAGAUUACGCGUCUCACCAAUAGCUACUAUCUCAACGAUAACGAUUUUCAGUCGAUGUUGGAGUACUUGCAAAGCAUCGAGUUUUCCGCUGUAUGGAAUGGUUUCUUCAAUUUGACGAUGAUACGUGAGGUAGGCCUCUAUCUGUCUCACGAAGGUGUUCCUUUCUACGACUAUGUGGAUCUUGUAGCAAACUUUAUUGGACAACCGCCGCUCAAUCGUCGUGUGGUACAACAUCUACAAAAAACAAAAUACCGUGGUGUAAAGACGUAUGUUGAAGAAAUGUUUGCUGUGCUGCCAUGGCGAGAAUGGCAUCGUUUGUAUGAUAUUAAGCAAGCAAAUAGUGUACCGUUCAGGGCGUUGGUUAACAAACUUCGGCGGAUUAAUUAUGUAGAACUAAAGCAGUUUUAUGAGGACAGCAAAGACUUCAGAUCAUUCGUGCAAAUCCUGCGAAGCUAUGGAUUGGAUGUUGACUCAUUUUCACAGUAUUUGAGAAAAUAUUUGCCGUGGGAUCAUACUGGUAAAACUGCAGGCCGAUUUGAAAUUGAAAGGAACGUGUGA